This is a messenger RNA of Tremella mesenterica DSM 1558, 864 nucleotides long. RefSeq lists its product as uncharacterized. Bases 1 to 864 code for a protein of 287 amino acids. The record is from RefSeq and is a predicted model, not a curated record. The transcript has 3 exons. NCBI's taxonomy places the organism in Eukaryota, Fungi, Basidiomycota, Tremellomycetes, Tremellales, Tremellaceae.
AUGUCUCUCUUUCUUUCCUCUGAACCCAAUUGGGACAGCGCCAACUUUCUCUCUUCUACAGGUUUGGGUAAGAUCACACGGGAUAUGAUAAGCGAGCAUUUUGGAAUACAAGUAAUGUUUGAAAAGCCUCAUGAGAGCUUACAAGGCGUUACUAUUGGAGAAAGGUCAAAAGAGGCUCAAGGGGUUGUGGAUUCUAUAUCCGGUUUAUUUGAAGAAUUGAAAGAGGGAUUGGAAGGAAAAUAUAAAUGUCCCGGUGAGAUAGUUCAAGAGGUCAUCAAACUCGCUGGAGAAGAAGGAAAUGAGGGAAUGAUCUUGGCCAAGAAGUUUUGUCAAGAGUUAGUGAGGUUGUUGCCUAGUUUGAGCGAAUCAUUUUCGACUACUGUUAUUGCCCUCCCGUCUACUCCCUUACGACUGCUCCAAGAUCUGUCAACAACUUCCAUACCUCUUCAUCUACCUCCCUUAUCAUCCCUCUCAGAUAUCUCACCACUCCCUCUCCCCAUCCCUCCCCUCUUAGCUCUCCGUAUCCUCUCUCCAUCCUCUGAUCUCGUCUCUCAAUUACCUGAACAAACAUCGAUCUUGUCUCUGCUUCAUAGAGAUAAAUCAACCAAGGCCCUACAUGGUUUCUCUGGAAAAGCAGACGAAACGAGCAAGAAAAACAUCUCUCUGAAAGGUUUCACCAUCCCCUUGGAACAAAUAACACAUUUACAAAGUCUAAGCGUGGAGAUAUGUCAGCUUAUCCGAGAUCAAGCACGAGAAUCAGGGAAAGAGAUCACUUUGAUAGACGUUGUAAAAUUCUUUGAUGAUCUUCAAAUUAAGAUGGAUAAGUCUGGUCUGGGAUUUAGGUUGAUACCUUCCGACUCAUGA